Crotalus tigris (Tiger rattlesnake) is the source of this 4839-nucleotide messenger RNA. RefSeq names its product olfactory receptor 14A16-like. The record is from RefSeq and is a predicted model, not a curated record. Gene Ontology annotation, biological process: G protein-coupled receptor signaling pathway. Bases 161 to 1075 code for a protein of 304 amino acids. Lineage: Eukaryota; Metazoa; Chordata; Lepidosauria; Squamata; Viperidae. Gene Ontology annotation, cellular component: membrane. Gene Ontology annotation, molecular function: G protein-coupled receptor activity; odorant binding; olfactory receptor activity. The transcript is spliced from 2 exons.
UAACAGAAAACAUAUUUCUUUUUUUCUAUAACAAAUUGGUAUUUUUUCAAUAUGCUUUAUUUUUUAUAUCUCAUGGUUGGCUUUAUAACUUUUUUGUAGAAGGAGAAUUCACGCGAAUUAUUGCAUAAGUUAUGACCUGCAGCUUUCUCUUAAAUGUCACAUGGAGAAUCAAACGACAGUGUCUUACUUUCUGCUCCUGGAAUUCUCACAAAAUCGGCAACUGCAGCUUUUGCAUUUCUUCUUUCUCUUUGUGUUAUAUUUGGCAACUGUAACAACAAAUCUUCUCAUCAUCACUGCAAUAGCUUUUGACCAUCGCCUGCACAGCCCCAUGUAUUUCUUUCUUAUGAAUUUAGCUGUACAGGACCUGGGCAUUGUUUCAGUCAUUGUUCCCAAAUCCAUGAUCAAUUCUCUCAUGAACAACAGAUGCAUCUCUUAUGUUGGCUGUGUUGUUCAAGUCUUCCUCUUUGUUUCUUUUGCAGUUUCUGAUUUCUCCCUCCUGACAGUUAUGGCAUAUGAUCGGUAUGUUGCCAUUUGCAAUCCACUGCACUAUGAGAUGGUGAUGAAUUUGAAAGCCUGCACUAAAAUAAUAAUAGUAGUGUGGUUUUCAGGUAUUCUAUGUGGCACUUUGCAUACCAUUGGCACUUUUUCCAUCCUUUUUUGUUCUAAUGUUGUCAACCAAUUCUUUUGUGAAAGUCCACAAUUGCUAAAACUAUCCUGCUCUGGGUUAAAUCGACUUGAGGCUGGAAUUGUUGUAGCCAAUAUUAUUACUUCACUAGGUUGUUUUACUUUUAUUAUUGUAUCUUAUGCAGUGAUCUUCAAGGCAGUAUUAAGAAUUCCUUCUGAUCAAGGCAGGCAGAAAGCCUUAUCCACCUGUAUUCCCCACCUUACAGUAGUGUCUAUGUUAGUAUUAAGUGGAUGUUUUGCCUAUGGGAGACCUCCAUCUAACACACCAUCUUACUUAGAUAUUGGGUUGACUACUCUGUAUUCCCUCCUUCCACCCCUGUUCAAUCCAAUUAUAUAUAGCAUGAGAAAUAAGAAUAUCAAAUUUGUCCUUUCUCAAUUGUGGAGUGUCUGACAAAUUCUUUUAAUGUUAUUUAUAUUCUGUUCACCACAGUUUUACAUUUUUUCUGGCUUUUCUUUUACUUCUAUGAAUAGAGGAUUAAGGUAAAAAGGAAUAGUUGGGAUGGAGGCAAAUCUGAAAUAUCAAACCAGGAAAACCUAGCACUCUAGAUUUUGCUUAAUAUAGGUCCUGCAUCCUAAAUUACUGUCAAUUUACUCUACUGAUGCUAAAUAUGGAUUGUUUGACAGUUCUGGCAUUCCACAGGCUGAUAAUUCCUUAUAUUUAAUGAAGUGAGGAUCAGGGUAUAAUGUGAAUAGCAGAAAUACUUUCAAUCCAGAGGAGUUUUAAAUGCUGUAGCCUAUUUUCCCCUUUGCUUUCCCAUACAAAAUAGAUUCCCUCUAAAGCUGGCAGAUAAUAUAACUAGUUAAAGUUUCAGCUUUUCCAAAAGUACAUGGGCCUUGAUAACAUUUCCCUCCUUAAUUGAUCAUUUAUUCCUAAAGUUUGAUAUUUUGCCUCUUUCAGUCAGUCUGCCCAGACAAUUCUCUAUAGUUUUCUGGGCAAUCUUUUUCAGAAGGGGUUUGCUAUUGCUUCCUUAAGGGCUGAGGUGGGGUGGUAGCCCAAAGUCAUCCAGCUGGCUACAUUCCAAAGGUGGAAUAGAAGUCUAAACUGCUGAUUUCUAACCCAAUGCCUUAACUUCUCUGUCAAACAGAUUUUCGAGUCUUUAGCUCAGACUAUUAUUUGUUUCUUUUAAAAAUGUUUUGGCAAAACCAGACACCUGGCAGGUUGAGAAAGAUUUGUGAGCUUUUAUUGUAUCACAUAAACUUUUGAUAAUCAAGUAAAACAAAAAAUGGAAGAAAUUAAAUUAGUAUGAUACAUGCUUCUAAUGAAUAAAAUAAUAAUGAUGAAAAAUAAUUUCAGAAAUCUUACAUCUUGGUAAGUGGAAGAGAUAAGGCAUGUUUUCUGGUCCAAUGCAUGGACAAAGGAAGAUAGGUAGAUCUACAUCAAUGAUACCUUACUGAAAUGUUCUUGAGAAAUAAUAAAUUCUAUCCAAGCUAUUGAUAAUGCAUACCAAAUGCCAUAUCACUAUUUUUGUGAUAUAUCUGCCAUGAUCCUCAAGUGUAUGCAAUAUGGAAGAUUCAUCAAGUACUUUGGGGCUUGGUAUAAACAUACUUUUGAAAGGUACUACAUUUAAUCAACGUGACAUCAGUAACGUCCUUUGAUGAAAGUGAGGGGCUUUCAGCUAGAAGUAUAUGAAAUUUUCUCUUACAUUUUAAAUCCUCUUUUGAAUUUUAUUGUCUUAUUUUCUUGAUUUCUCUGUGGAUAUUUCCUGUUUACAUUACACUUUGCUGUUAAAGGGAUUGUUUUGCUCUACUUUAAACUACGAUUGAUUCUUUCUUUGUUUGUUUGUUUCUAAUUCAUGAACCUAUUAUUCCUAUUUUAUCUGAGAAAAAGGAAUGAGCCCAUAUUUCUUUAAGAGUCUUUCUAAUUCCAGUUCAUCAUCAUCAUCAUCAUCGUCGUCGUCGUCGUCGUCGUCGUUGUUGUUGUUGUUGUUGUUGUCUAACAGAAGAAAUUGUUUGACAUAUUUGAUUACCAGAGAUGGUGUUUUAUAUAUCACCCUAAAUAAUGAUUAGAGAUUUUAUUGUGGAAUAAACUAUGAUUAGCAGGAAUGUAAAACAAACUAACUCAUAUAAUCCUUAGUUAGUUUAACUGAUUCAUAACAGCAUAUUUAUUCUCAAACUAACGAAACAAGGUGAUUUAAAAGUUAUGUAAAUAAGGAAAUAAUAACUUAUGAAGUUCAUUAUGUCACCAUUACAUUUCAUAUUUAUCUUUUUAAAGAACUUUCAGCACAAAAGUACUGUAGUAGGUUUUUUUAUGCUUUCAUAUGAAUGCAUGUGGGCAAAAAGUAUUUCCAAAAUAAAAAAGAGAAUAUUCCUUUAUUUGGAGAAUAUUAGUUGAUGUAUUGGAUUAUAUACAUAUAAACAAGUCUGGAAAUGUCUUGAAAAUCAUACUUUGUGGUUGUCCCAUGACUGACCUCAUUUGGGUGUAGCAUUUCCUCAAGAGGGUCUUCUGAGUAGUAGACAAUUUUUUUUGCAAGUAUAGCAAAAAAAAAAAAAAGAGGUUGUAAAAGAUUGAAAAAUGUGGUUGGAGUCUGGUCUUUCUUCAAUAUACAUACAAAUAGCAAAAUGCAAGUUUUAUAUUGUAUCAUAUUUCUCUUCUUGCUUCUCACCACAACUCUUCCUUUUACUUUCUACUUUAUCUAUAUAUCAAAAUUAUCUGGGAUUAGAAUUGAAAGUCUGAGAAAUUCAUAGAGAACAAGCCCUUUGGAGUUAUGUAAAGAUUCCUUACUCCCUUUAUUUAGCAAGCAAGAAGGAUAAACAAGCAGGUUAGCUCAGAAUGGAAGUUAAUCUUUUAGACUUUUCUUAAUAUGGAGAAAAUCAAAAUACGUCACUAAACUUGUCUAUAUACAACAGUCAUUCACACUGCCACUACACUGCCUUAUAGUUAUGGUAUAUUAUUAUUUAUGCUAUAAGCCAGAAUCCUAUUUGAAUUUGGUGUGAUAUCUCCUUUUUGAGAUAGGCCAGUCAAGAAACCAACACCUCAAGUUUAACUGGAAUUAUACUUUUAUAGUCUUGAAAGUCUAAUUGUGUUUGCCUUCCCUCCUUUUUAUAUAGAAGACAGUUAGCUUGAAGACAGUUGUUUUUAUUCUUUGCUCAUUUGCUGGGUUGUUCUUUUCAUUCUGUAUAGUUUUUAAAUUCUUUCAAUUCGAGACAUAUUUUGUUUAAGCUUGUUGUAAAAUAUGAGUUACAUAAAGGUUCAAUCCAAUAUAGCUAUAUGAAAAAAUAAGAUCUGGUGGAGCUGAAACUCUUGAAGUAAUCAAGACUUUUAGGAAACAAAAUUUAUCUUGCCAACAUAAGUGCCAUGGAAGGCUAUCUUUUACCCCUUUCAUAUUUAAGUACAAGAUUUUAGUGUAUAUAUAAAACAAGUGCUCUAUCAAAAGUUUACCAAAAUACUGAUGUACUGACUUUGUCAAUGUGGCCACUCUUGCUGUUACCUUUCUUUCUAUUAACUUAGAAGAACAUGGGUGUCCUGUACUUUCUAUUAUAUGCUGUGCCCUCCCAAUGAGAUGUUCAAUUUUUUUCUUCAUUUUCCACUAUGUGUUUUAUUCAAUCAAGCCAGCCAAAGCUACUGAAUUGUCUAAAUUGCACAGAGAAGAUAGAUUUUCCUACCAAUUUAGAUAUAUUAAAAAUAUGCUGAAAUAUGAUGAAAUAUGUUGAAAUAUGAAAAAUGUUGAAAACUGUUUCUUGAUGUUUUGCCACAUGGGCUGUGGAUGGGUUCUUCUGAAGAAGUGGUAGAAGCCAUGGGGGGAGGGGAGAAUAAAUUUUGCAACUAUCAAUUAUAUUAUAUUUGUAUAAUUCCCUUUCUAAAUCUUAUCCAUUGUGCAUCUUGUUCUGUGAGGGUUUUUUUUACUCAUUUCCAUGGAUUCACUAUAUUAUUUUUUCUAUUAUAGGCAUUUUUAUAAGUCUCUAUGAGCUUACAUUGUAUCUCAUUCUAUGAGUCUUGUUUUAGGCAUGUAUCUGCAGUCUCAUCAGGAAGCCAAAUGCACCCUACAAAGGGGUGAGGUUUACAAUACAACAGUGCAAUAAUCAUGUUUUUUGAACUCCCACACUAAUCCCACUGAAUUUUAUAAUUUAUUAUUUAACUAUUGGUAGUCCACUAGUUUUCUAUGGGUUUCCUGACACUUCUUUUCUGUCUUUUGCCUUUAUUGUUUACAGGAAGAC